AUGUCGAGCAAUUCGGACGAAGUCCGCGAGGUUCAAAACGGGUGGGAGCCCGAGAGCACAGACUCCAAGCGCCGGAGCUCGGAGGGUGUUCUUGAGGCUGUCCCAUUCUAUCCCCCACCCAAGAAGAGUACCCGAGCGAAGUCCAAAGGCCGAGCUAAGGGGUCAAAGAGGCCUGUUCCUCCAGUAGUGCCCAUACCUCCAGUUGCUCUGGUUCCCCCACCUAUUCCCCCUCCUCAGCCUGCUGUUCUAGUUACUGAGGCUCCUGCUCCGCCGGCCGCCCCCGUGCCUCCGCCUGAGGCCGGGCAUUGGAGGCGUGAGUGUGCUCUUCCCAUUCAGCAGCAGAGGCCACCGCAGUUGCCCCCUCCUCGUCCUCCUUACCAGCAGCAGAGAGUAAAGCUUUCGUCUGUCAUUCCUAAGGCUCCUCCUCAGCAGCAAAGGCAGUCAGGCAGACCUCCUCGGCGGCGGCAGCAGCAAAGACAACGCGGCGAGACAACAGGCGGCGCGGCACAGCAGAGGAUAUCCGCAUGUCCGGUCCACAGGUCCAGUAUGUAUCGCGGCCCAGGCGGCAGACUCGGGACCCUCGGUCUUCAGGUUGCUUCCCCUACCGGCUCGGGGCCGCUUCUAUUCCGCACGGGCGUCGAGCCAGACCCGAUCAUCGGCCAGGUGGAGUAG
Magnolia sinica is the source of this 672-nucleotide messenger RNA. Its product is annotated as formin-like protein 3. The transcript is spliced from 3 exons. NCBI's taxonomy places the organism in Eukaryota, Viridiplantae, Streptophyta, Magnoliopsida, Magnoliales, Magnoliaceae. Bases 1 to 672 code for a protein of 223 amino acids. The record is from RefSeq and is a predicted model, not a curated record.